Molecule: messenger RNA, 2572 nt
Organism: Anneissia japonica
Lineage: Eukaryota; Metazoa; Echinodermata; Crinoidea; Comatulida; Comatulidae
Exons: 16
Coding region: 1-1617 (538 amino acids)
Source: RefSeq, a predicted model, not a curated record
AUGUCUUCAGAAUCGGAGAAGCGGUUGCGCAAAUUUCGAUCAUCAGCAAAGAUAAUUAUAUUUUUAUACCGCCUCUGUAAAACGCAUUAUUUAAGUGCCAAUGAUAAAGGGACAGCAACACGUGGUCAUGUUGAUGAUGACGAUCAGAAAGAACUGUUGUUCGACGUCACCUACUUCAAGGCAAACCGAAAGUUUGGCGCUAUUGUCCUCAUACUUGUUAAUGUGUUAGAACCAGGGAGUCAAUUCGCAAAAACUGUAGUCUAUCUUCAUAAGGGUGAAACGUUUGGGGAGCUUGCUAUUGUAAAUAAGGCUCAACGUCAGUCGACGAUUAUUGCUCGCGAAGGAAUUGAACUUCUUUGUAUCGAUGCUGACAACUACGUACAGAUAUUCAUGGCUGGAGGCAUUGGCACACUAUUUGAUCCCGAAAACGACUUUGUUAAAAAUUUAAAAUUCUUGGAAGGGUGGCCAUUACACCUGUUGGUCGGAAACCGAAAGAAAUGCGUAUUUUCUUACUUCAAGCGUGGUGAUGUAUUGAUUAAAAACAGUAAAACUACAGAUUGGAUCCUCAUUGUGAAAUCGGGUAGUUGCUCUGUUAUGAAACGACUGAAGGAAGUAGAAUCAGAGCAAAGUCGUAGGCGGCGCUUUUCUUUAUCAGAUGCAAAUGGUUUCCCAGAUCAUCAGCGAUAUCGAAAACGAAUGUCACUUAUUUAUGGUCUGGAUAAAGUUGGAGGAAAAAGCUUUGAAAAUUUUGACCAACGGAAAAGACGGGAAGAGUUUGAAAGCUUCCUAAAAGAUCUCGACACUCAAGUACUUUAUGGAAACCAGAAGCGAGAAUCAGACGACAAAAAGGACAAUAGGAAUGAUAGCAAGCGAGUUUCAUUUCAGGAGGGUGAGGCCGAGAAGGAACAUCAAACUUUACAAGGUAGGAGACGAAGUAGUGGAGCAACAAAGGCUAUUCAAGGGACGAAGAUAUUCAAAACAAGACGAUCGACGCUUCCGAUGCAAAUGAAGAAACCGCAUUUAGAGAGACGGAGAAAUAAAUCGAUUACGUCAAAUCAACAAUUAGCUGAUGCUAUAGAAGAGGAUACUGAAGAAGAAGAGAAUAAGGAAGAAGAACAAACAGAAGAUAGUGAAGACGACGACCCGCUAAAGCGUUUCUACAAGAUAACAGGUGACACAAAAGUUGUAUCCAAUAACGGAACGCCAGUUGGAAAGAGGAAAACCGUAGUGGAUGAAGUUAUUGAUACCCAUCUUGACCAGGAACAAACUGAAGAUGGAGUUAAACCAAUAUGGGUCAACGUCCAAACGCUUACUAAAGGUUCAGUUUUUGGUUUAGCUGAACUAGCAUUUGGACUCCAGCCCAGCUUUGCAGUUGUAAGCAACGGCGCGGAAUGUAUUCUGCUGUCGAAGAAGUUCUAUUUGGAGCACGCCAAUUCGCACAUGAUGACAAAACUAAGAACCGAUGAAUACCCUUACCCAACAGACGAAGAGAUGCAAGCACAACUUGAAGUAGAAAUGAAAUGGGAAACAUUUCGAAUAGGAACACUGAAGAAAACAAUGAAAAUAAAAAAUACAGAGAAGCUUGCAAGAAGAUCAUCGCUUGAAGUGGGCUUUUAGUAAGAGAGUCCUUGGGCCAUGGAGGGUGGGCAGCUCAUUGUCACAUCUCAACUGUGGAAUCUUCUCAUUCAAUUGACUAGAUAGGCCUACAUGGUUAUGUAAUUUGCUGUUCAAAAUAAUUUUUUACCGUUAUGUAUUCGUGAGUCGCCAUCCGUCUAUUUGUUUAAAAAUCUCAUUUAAAAACUCACUUAUUUCGUUCUCUUGAUUUCCCCUUUUCCAUCCCUUGCCAGCUAGCUUUUCUGUAGUUCUAUCAGGAUAGGAGGGGCCUGAGUCCUAGGAUGGCCAAGACUCAACUGGUGCUGGACAGGGUACAUUUUGAUAGAUCCCUGCUCAGCGAAGAGGGCGUAUCCCCAUACUGCGGUUUGGGUACUGGCUUGGAUUUUCCUUUUUUUAUUUUCCAGUUACAUCUGCUCACUUGUUCUGCGCAUAGAGACUCUCGUAUUUUGCGCAAUAUAAAUAACCUUUACCCUUUAACCUUUAACUUUUUGUUUUAGUGGCAAUGAAUCUGACACACUGCCCUUUCUUCAAGUUGAUUGCAUAUGCGCAGUGACACUGGUCUGAAUAUUGUCUGUCACUGCAUAAGGCGGCAGAGCUUUCAUCACACGCCUAUGACAUCAUAACGUAUUUUAGGAUAUUUUCGUAGAUACUGAUUGGACCAAAGAUGAACAUAGAAAUAAAUUAAUGGAAUACUUUUAGACACAGUGCAAUAGCUAAGUAUGUUAUUAGGAGAUUAGAAAUCUUAAAAGUAUAUCAAUUUUUCCUAGCGGAAUAUUUGAAUAAAUAAAAUAAAAAUUGUAUUAAAACGAUGAUGUCCCCCAUACACUUUGUUUUAUCAACUUACAUAGACACAGACACUUUAAAAAUACAAAGCACAUAAUAGCACAAUGAAAAAAAAUGAAAGAAAAUAAAGAUUGCAGCGAUCUUUGAUCUUAAUCAUAAUUGUGAGCUGUCGUGA